CGGAACUUCCGGCUGGGGCCGCCAUCUUGACUUCGCGACCUUGGGUUCCGGAUACCGGGUACCUGCAGUCUCCUCGGUGCGGUCAUGUCCGUGCUGACUCCACUGCUGCUGAGGGGCCUGAUAGGCCCAGCCCGGCGGCUCCCCGUGCCGCGGGCCCUGAUCCAUUCCAAGCCGCCGCGGGAGCAGCUCAGGACCAUGGAUAUCGCCAUUGGGCUCACCUCCUGCUUCCUGUGUUUCCUCCUGCCGUCGGGCUGGGUCCUGUCACACCUGGAGAACUACAAGAAGCGGGAGUGACAGGAGCUGUCCUCUCCCUCAGCCUGUGACCUGAGCACCCGGCCUGUCCUGAUCACCUCUGCUGCAUUCCUGGCCGGCCUCCCCUGGAGCCUGUCCUUCAGUUACAGGGACCUCUUCUGCAAUCGUGACCUCUUCAUUUCUCCUUGUUGACAUCCUGGGACCACAUGUAUCCGUUUAGAAGGCCCUGCUCGGUAGGGCCUCCCUUGUAACAAUAAAGUCUCUUUAAACCCUGCUUCAGAGGGAAUUCCCUGGCAGUCCAGUGGUUAGGACUCCGCUCUUUCACUGCUGAGGGCCCGGGGUCAAUCCCUGGUCAGGGAACUAAGAUCCUGCAAGCUGUGUGGCGUGACCAAAAAUAAAUAAAUAAAUAAACCCCGCUUCAGACACUCA
This is a messenger RNA of Mesoplodon densirostris (Blainville's beaked whale), 681 nucleotides long. Its product is annotated as cytochrome c oxidase subunit 8A, mitochondrial. The transcript has 2 exons. Gene Ontology annotation, cellular component: mitochondrion. Bases 85 to 294 code for a protein of 69 amino acids. NCBI's taxonomy places the organism in Eukaryota, Metazoa, Chordata, Mammalia, Artiodactyla, Ziphiidae. Gene Ontology annotation, biological process: mitochondrial electron transport, cytochrome c to oxygen. The record is from RefSeq and is a predicted model, not a curated record.